CGCCCGAUCUAAGUGAGCGCGCCCUUGCUUCAAAGCAGUAGCGGCUCUCGCGCCUCUGGCUAGGCCUCCAGCCCUUCUCUACCUACGUCUCGUUCUCCGCACCGCAGUUCUCCGGCCCUCAAGCGCCCCAGGCUAUCUCCCAGUCCGGGACUCCGGUACUGUGUCCCCAGACCGCCCGCUCCAGGACCAACCCAAGCUCCGCAGGCCGCGCGCCGCCAUGGGGGUGGAGGGCUGCACCAAAUGCAUCAAAUACCUGCUCUUCGUCUUCAAUUUCGUCUUCUGGCUGGCUGGAGGCGUGAUCCUAGGUGUAGCUCUAUGGUUGCGCCAUGAUCCACAGACCACUAGCCUGCUUUACCUGGAACUGGGAAACAAACCAGCACCCAGCACCUUCUAUGUGGGCAUCUACAUUCUCAUUGCUGUGGGAGCUGUGAUGAUGUUUGUAGGCUUCCUGGGGUGCUAUGGGGCCAUCCAGGAGUCUCAGUGCCUGCUGGGGACGUUCUUCACCUGCCUUGUGAUCCUGUUUGCCUGUGAGGUGGCUGCAGGCAUCUGGGGCUUCGUAAACAAAGAUCAGAUCGCCAAGGAUGUGAAGCAGUUCUACGACCAGGCCCUCCAGCAGGCUGUGGUGGAUGAUGAUGCCAACAAUGCCAAGGCUGUGGUGAAGACCUUCCACGAGACGCUCAACUGUUGUGGCUCCAACACACUGACCUCACUGACCACCACUGUGCUGAAGAACAGCCUGUGUCCCUCAGGCACCAACAUAUUCACCUCCUUAAUGAAGGAUGAUUGCCAUCAGAAAAUCGACGAGCUCUUUUCUGGGAAGCUGUACCUCAUCGGAAUUGCGGCCAUUGUGGUAGCUGUCAUUAUGAUCUUUGAGAUGAUUCUGAGCAUGGUGUUGUGCUGUGGCAUCCGGAACAGCUCCGUGUACUGAGGCCCUUUGCUUCGCACCAGAGGGUCCCUGGAGUGACCAGAGGCCACCUUGGGGGCCAUGGCCUGUGUAUAUAAUAUUUCUGUAUUACUCUGCUACACUUAGCCUUUUUACUUUUGAGGUUUUUUUGUUCUGAACUUUUCCUGUUACCUUCUGGGAGCUGACAUCACACAUAGGUGGCAUAUGUGGGGAUGUAGGGAUGGAGCUGGCCCUGGCUUGCAGGGCCCUGUACUUCUGGGACCCUGGAGAGUUCUGCCUGCUGAGCCAAACCUCCUCCACAGCUACUUGCCCAGAGGCUAUGUAGCCAAGCUAGAGGGCCAUGUCCACCCACUCUGCCCACUGUGGGUCAUAUUGCUCACAUCUUUUUAAUCCUUAUCCCUUUCCUGCCUCCAUUUCAAGAGCUGGGUUUGUAAGCACUCUUAUGCCUUCAAUGCACUUAUUCUUUCUAACGUAUCACCUUCAACUGUAAUUAAAUCUUGGAACAGUCAUUUAAUAAAGGAGGAAAAAACUCAGGCAUGCUAA
This is a messenger RNA of Arvicanthis niloticus (Nile rat), 1447 nucleotides long. It is a transcript of the gene Cd81, whose product is annotated as CD81 molecule. Gene Ontology annotation, cellular component: plasma membrane. The record is from RefSeq and is a predicted model, not a curated record. Lineage: Eukaryota; Metazoa; Chordata; Mammalia; Rodentia; Muridae.